GUAGCUUCAGCCGCCGAGCAGGCUCUGUAUUCAUUAAUAGAAUACAUCACUUGCCGUGAUUGGCUCAUUGAUCAUCAGUGUAGCCCCAGCAGUGCAGCUGUCAGUGUCCAUCAGUGCCACAUAUCAGUGCCUACCAGUGCACAUCAAUGCCACAUAUCAGUGCCCAUCUGAGCUGCCUUUCAGUGCCACCCAUCAGUGCCAGUCAGUGCCACCUAUCAAUGUCAAUCAGUGCCACCUAUCAGUGCUGUCAAUCCGUGUCAUGUAUCAGUGCUGCCUUUCAGUGCCCAUCAGUGAUGCCUGUCAAUGCUCAUCAG
Messenger RNA from Staurois parvus, 314 nucleotides. Lineage: Eukaryota; Metazoa; Chordata; Amphibia; Anura; Ranidae. The record is from the annotation of a GenBank genome assembly.